AUGGGCUUCGAUGCCGACGACGAGAGACACGAGGCUACGCGGGUGUUCAAGGGCUGCCGGAAGCGAAGUCCGACCUUCGACUCCUGCGUCAUGAAGGGGCUCAACUCCAUCCAGCACCUCUUCAAGCGAGGGAUACCGGAGUUGAAUGUGGCGCCGUUCGACCCGCACCACGCGCUGGAGGUGCUGCAGCGCCGCGGCGGCCCCAGCCUCAACUACCGCCUCCGGCUGAUCGACGUGGAGGAGUACGGCUGGUCGCGCUCAUUUGUCGACCGCUUCAAGUCGGAUCUGGACAGCAACCGCAUCGAGUAUUCGCAGUACUUCCCUGAGAAGUGGUUGAAGGGCGAGUACGAAAUGGACGGGCUCAUGCUGCAAUACCCCAUGCACAACCGAGGCGUCUGGAACAUCACUCUGUACAAGACCCACGGCAGAUUCCAAUACUUCAGUAAAAAUGUUUUUAUAUGA
Molecule: messenger RNA, 462 nt
Organism: Gryllus bimaculatus (two-spotted cricket)
Lineage: Eukaryota; Metazoa; Arthropoda; Insecta; Orthoptera; Gryllidae
Source: the annotation of a GenBank genome assembly